AUGUCUAAGAUGAAAUUUUUAACGGAUAUAUUUCUCUUUUGGAUAUUAUCGUUGAUAUAUUUUAUCUGCUCAUCUUUAGUUUUUAGGACUGAGGCAUUAAGCAAUUCCAGAGGUAAUAUCCCGCACUUAGAGUUGUUUAAAGGAAAUAAGCAAGGUCUAUUACGGCAGCACAGAAUGGUUGGGGAGUUUUUAGAAUGUACAUAUGUCGAACAUAUUGAUCCGACUUCACAAGAAGAAAACGGUGAAACUUAUUACCCAGGAACAGGGACUGAUAGAAGUAAGAGUAGGGUUGUUUCUUUGGAAUCAAUUGAUAUUUCUGGUAAAAUUAUUAAAACUUUAGAAUGUCAGAAGAAUCUCAUUAGAAAUUGGAUAGAAGAUAUCAAUAAAACUUUAAAAGGAAAUUUAUUUUCAGUAAUAGAAGUACGGGGAUGGAGAGCUAUGACAAGACCUCAAAGCUUAUAUGGAGAAGCGGACGAAAUUUUAACUAUUCUUGAGAAUAAAAAUUCCAGUCCUUUAAAUAAAGUUAAAGAAGCUGUGGAUGCAUUUGAUAAGUACGUCAUGGAACUUUACGAAGCCUACUCAGAGUUUAAGAAUUCUGAAGACAGACUUAAAGAUGCUCAGACUGAAGAGGAAAGACGAACUAGGGCGCAAGUUGCUGUUUUAAUUCUUGGUCAAAAGGAGAACAAGGCACUAGUCAAUUUCACAAGGAUAGUACGUAACAAUUCAGAUGACGCAAGAGAGUCAAAGAGACUUAUGGAGAGACUUUUUUCUUUGCUGUCAAGUGAAAGCUACAGUAACAACAUCCUUCAAGGUAUAGAGCUUGUACAGAUUUGCUUUUUCUUAUUAAAUGGUUUGAAUGUUCUAUCUGUAUUUGAAGAACAGAGACUAUCAAAUAAGUUUCGAAGAGAUAUGGAAAGAAGAAAUUUAACUUAUCAGUAUAAGAUUGAAGAUAAAACUCUAUCAAAGUACCCAAAAUUUUCAAACUCACCAAACUUUAAAAAGGUUACAGAUUUUCUGUUGAGUACUGUUAAGAAAUCAAUUACCACUGAAAAUGAAAAGAAGAUCAAAGAUGAAUUUAUUCAGAUAUUCGACAAAAUUGUUGAAGACUUUGGUAUCCGUUGUCCAUAUUUUCUUACUUCAAUCUUGAGAUCUGGAAGAGAUAAUUACUUUUUAAAAGGAGAAGAGAUGUUUGAUUACGACAUAGUAAAGAAUUGUCGUCUUGCAUGGAGUGAAAUAUCCUCCUAUUUGUAUAAGGAAGGUCAAAUUGUUCCUUCAGCAGCAAUUAGACAAGCAUUAAAGAAAGCUUUAAAUAAGCAUGUUAAGACUGUUUAUAUUUGGACUAGAAAUGCUAGUGGUUUGUUUAAAAAAAUUUUUGAUCAAUCUAGUUUUGAAAACUCAUUUGAUAUCAGUAAUGAAAAGAGGUUUAUAUCAACUUGUUCCGAAACUAUUAAUGGUGAAAUUGGACUGGACACUCCCCAUGCAGUUAGUUUGGACGAAAUUGCAAUUAUAUGUUUCAACUUCUUUAAUCUUUUAGAGUUCUACACAGAUCAAUAUAAUUAUGGCAAUCAGGAAAAAUUAGGAAAAGAUGGAAAAACCAUCCUGGCAACUAAGAGGUAUGUAAAUAUUAGCACUUUACCAUCAAAAAUUAAAGCAAAGUCGUUAGAUGUGGCUUUUUCUGAAACUCUGACCGGAAUUUUGGACUUUCCACCAUUUAAAUCUAACGAUCUUGAUCGAACAGUUAUAGGUAUCCUUACGGAAAAUUUUACUGAAACAUGCACUCAACGUAUAGAAACAGUGCUUGGUAAGUCAUCUAAGUAUAGAAUAAGUAAUCCUCAAAUUAUAUGCGAAGAAGCCAGAAUCAUUCUUAAGGAUUAUAAUAUAAUUUCUCAAAAACCUGAAAAAGUAGAGGGAACGAUGGACAUUUUUGAGCAAUUUAAUAUUUUGGAUACAUCUCUUAUAACAGAAACUACAAAAAGUGAAUCUGAAAACUUAGAUGCUGUUGGACAUCUAAAACUUCUCCAAAGUAAGCUUGGUAGCUUACAGCCAAAGUCUCAGCGAAAUCAAAGUAAAGAUACGGGAAUUUCUCCAAUAAAAGAGUUGGAUCCUAUAAAAGCAUAUAAUUUAGUACGUAAAAUGCACUUAGAUUGGAUGGAGCAAAUGAGAAAUGAUCCAAGAUAUAAAGGAUUUACGGAUUUAGAGCUGAAAAAUAAUUCUCCUUGGAGUAAACAAAUGAGGCUUUGGCAUGAUUUAAUAGUUCCAGAAUUGCCCGAAGUUAGAUAUGCAGCAUCUUAUCUCAAUGACAGGCCUUCUAGGUUUCCACUGAUUUCUGGAGAUAAAAGAGGAAAACAUAAGAAAAUCACACCUUUGGAAGAAUUAAUAAAUGAAGAUCUCGAUCCAAGAUAUAGAGCUAGGUAUUCAUUAGUUGAAAAUGGCCCAUUUGAUGAACAAGAAUUUUAUUACGAUGACCAAUAUGACGAUGUUGAUGGAGAUUCUAUAGCUACUGAAUUAGCUCAAACUAAGGAAUAUUACAUUAAAACUCAAGAUGGAAGCUACAUAAAGAACAAAAAAGGAAGUUAUAUUAAAGAAAAAGAUGGAAAAUAUACCCAAAUUAAUAAAGGAGAUUAUUUGAAAAAAGGAAGAAGCUACAUUAAAAACAGAGAUUUCGGGUAUCAUGCCGAAGAACUCGACCAUUUUAAUCCCUCAGGUGCAGAUCGAUAUGGGGAACAAAUUAUAGCACAAAAAGUAAAGCCAAAUAAAAAAUAUUUUGGUAGCCUACAUAAUUUAGGAAAAGAUCAUUUUCCCAACAGUUUAUAUGCUGGUAAUGGGUGCAAAAAUGAAGAAUUACCUUUACUCUGGGGCCAAAGAGCAACCAUUCUACACAAAAAUAUGAUUAAAAAUUUCAAAGAGGUCAAAUAUAGAGGAAAAUAUGGGCCGGGACAUUUUAUAUCUAUGGAUGACAUAUGUUAUAUCUUUGAAAGAGAUUUUAAGGUAAAAAGGAACUAUUUCGAGGACAUUUCCAAGGUUAAUUUAUUAGAUUGUCAAAAUUGGUUCACAAAAUACCUUUCGAAGCUCUGGCCACCAUUUAGCAUGGAAAGUCUUAAAACCGAUGUAAAAACCUUAUGCUGGGAUUCUGGAUUUAGAAGUUGGUUGUAG
Molecule: messenger RNA, 3153 nt
Organism: Cryptosporidium ubiquitum
Lineage: Eukaryota; Apicomplexa; Conoidasida; Eucoccidiorida; Cryptosporidiidae
Product: large membrane associated channel
Exons: 1
Coding region: 1-3153 (1050 amino acids)
Source: RefSeq, a predicted model, not a curated record